Molecule: messenger RNA, 2207 nt
Organism: Manihot esculenta (cassava)
Lineage: Eukaryota; Viridiplantae; Streptophyta; Magnoliopsida; Malpighiales; Euphorbiaceae
Exons: 2
Coding region: 430-1224 (264 amino acids)
Source: RefSeq, a predicted model, not a curated record
AUAGCAACCAACAACAAUUAAAAGUAUACAAGAGAUACAGUCAUGGCUUGAGGAAGUUACAAGACUGACUUAGUCCUGGUCAAUAAGCUGCUGCUAUUUUUUCUCGGAUUUUUAGGAAUCUUUUUAUUUCAGUUGUGAUUUUGUAUUUUGUUAGUGGGAGUAUAUUUUUCAUUAUUUUUAGGAGAUUAUUGUUAAACUUGCUGUAUUUAAACAAACAGCUCAUAUUGAAUAAGGAUAUCAGGAAAUUAAUCAAAAGUUUGAGUACUUAAAACUCAAGGAUUUCAGAUUCUCCUUAAGUCUGUAAACAUAGGCAGAAGAAAAAACACCCCUUCUUCUCCUUCAUCUUCUAAACCUGACCCUUUGUUCCAAAGACCCAUAACCAGAUCCUACGCUAGGGACCGUAUCAUUUUGGUAUCAGAGCCGGGCGUUAUGGGGGAUCCUAAGCCAACACUUGAGACAAUGAUGAAAAUGUUCCUUGAUGAACAGGCUGCCAAUAAGGCACGCCAGGACGAAUUAAACAGCAAAUUAGAAGCGCUUACCCUUGAUUUGGCGAGUGUUAAGGAGGCUACUACUUCCACUAGAAGUAGCGCACAGAGGCAAGCAAUAACAGGCAAGGAACCAGCCAAUUCCACUGGUUCUGAGACUUCUUCUGGGAAAACCAUUGUUCCUAAAGUCACGAAAUUAGACUUUCCCAAGUACAAUGGCCUUGAAGACCCGAUUGGGUGGUUAAGUCGAUGUGAGCAUUUCUUUCGCCAUCAACACACUCCGGAAGAGGAAAAGCUCGAAUUAGCUUCUUAUAACUUGAUUGGCGUUGCACAACCUUGGUUUAUGCAGUUCCUGGAUGACUAUCCUGAUCCAAUGUGGGCUGAGUUCAAAGAUCAAUGCAAUCUAAGGUUUGGGCCUACAGUUCAGUCCAAUAAGCUGGGUGAAUUGGCCACACUGAACCAAACUGGGUCGGUGGCAGAUUACCAAAACCGGUUUGAAAUUCUUAUUGCUAGGGCUGGAAGUUUAACUCGCAUGCAAAAAAUUCAGUUAUAUAUCAGCGGGUUACAGGAGUACAUCGCCGCAGAGGUCGAAAUACAUAACCCCACCGAUUUGGCAAUCGCUAUGAGCAUGUCCCGUUUAUAUGAGAAGAGGCAAUCUGCUUUGAAACCUGCAUGUUAUUUUUUAAACACCAUCAUAAGUUUCAGUUGCAGGGAAUUCAGCCUUCUCCAAUCACAUUAGCUUCCAUCCAACUUGAUCAAGAUGAGCACUUGCUUCAGUUACUGGCAGAAUACUCAUCUCUUUUUGAUGAACCCACCACACUGCCUCCACGUCGGUAUUGCGACCAUCGCAUUAUCUUGGAACCAAAUACUAAGCCAAUUGUGGUGCGUCCAUAUCGUUAUCCUCAUAUCCAAAAAGAAGAGAUUGAGAAGCAGUGUUCGGCCAUGUUACAGCAGGGCAUCAUUCGUCCAAGUCGAUCACCGUUUUCUUCCCCGGUUAUUUUGGUUCCCAAGGCUGAUGGGUCAUGGCGUCUUUGUGUGGAUUACCGGGCAUUGAACUCCAAGACUAUCAAAGACAAAUUUCCAAUACCGGUGAUUGAUGAAUUAUUGGAGGAAUUAGGGGGAGCUAAGUUCUUCACGAAGCUUGAUCUAAGAUCUGGUUAUUUUCAAGUUCGAAUGUUUUCUAUGGAUAUUACUAAAACAGCUUUCCGCACACACCAUGGACAUUUUGAAUUUCUAGUGAUGCCAUUCGGCCUCACCAAUGCUCCCUCAACUUUUCAAGCUCUUAUGAAUGAGGUAUUUGGGCCAUAUCUACGGAAAUUCAUUUUAGUAUUUUUUGACGAUAUCUUGGUUUUCAGUAGGACCUGGGAGGAGCACCUCCAACACUUACAAAUUGUUUUCCAGCUCCUUGCUCAACAUCAGCUAUUCCUUAAAAAAUCCAAGUGUUCUUUUGCUCAAACACAGGUAGCAUAUUUGGGACAUGUCAUCUCUGCUACAGGGGUUCAAGCUGAUCGUUCAAAAAUUUCAGCUAUGCUAGAUUGGCCUCAACCUUCCUCUAUUCGGGGUCUUCGUGGGUUCCUUGGCCUUACAGGGUACUAUCGGAAAUUUGUUCCUCUCUAUGGAAUCAUAGCAGCCCCUUUAACAGCCUUGCUCAAGAAAAAUUCCUUUCAAUGGACUGAAACCUCUCGAACAGCCUUUGAAGCACUGAAGCAAGCUAUGGCAACA